Messenger RNA from Mugil cephalus (flathead mullet), 3212 nucleotides. It is a transcript of the gene tes, whose product is annotated as testis derived transcript (3 LIM domains). Lineage: Eukaryota; Metazoa; Chordata; Actinopteri; Mugiliformes; Mugilidae. The record is from RefSeq and is a predicted model, not a curated record. Gene Ontology annotation, molecular function: zinc ion binding. Bases 433 to 2280 code for a protein of 615 amino acids. The transcript has 8 exons.
AGUAAAGCAAUGGUGUUCAGAUAGUGAAAGAGAGGUGCAAUUGCAACACAAUAGUGUUAAUAUUUUUUUUAUUAUUAUUAGUUUUGACCAAGGCGCUGCAUUUAUAUGUUUGAUGCCAUAAUGUGAGGUACAUCAGAUAAUAAGUGAAUUAAGUUAAAAUAAAUGGACCUGGAAAGGGAAAGGUUAAUUCAAACCACUCCCCAUAAAACGUGAUUUUAUAUUGAAACGUCUAACCGGAAAUUGAACUUGUUUCUUGACAUAUUUGAUAGUACGUGCGGAACAGGGAGCAGGACCUCCCGACACAGAGCAGUGAGUGACGCGGGACUUGUUUAAUUUUUUCUGGUCCUUUUUUAUUGUCAGUAUUUGUUUUUGACAUCUCGUUCGGGAGAAGCCCCUUCAGACGGAGUCGUUUCCGCGCCGACUAACACAAAAAUGCAAAUAGAGAAGGAAGUGAAGAAGAUGACCCUCGGCCACGAGUUUGGGGCUGGAGCGGCUUGUUUGAAAUGCAAGGACAAGUGUGAGGGCUUUGAGUUGCAUUUCUGGAGAAAAAUAUGUCGGAACUGCAAAUGUGGCCUUACAGAGCACAAUGUGUCAAUGGACACAGAGGAGAACAAGAAGGUAGGCAAGCUGUUUGAGGACACCAAGUACACUGGUCUCAUCGCCAAGUUGAAGACGGACGGCAUUCCAGGAUACCAGGGCAGCAUGCUGACCAUCACUCUGCCCAGCCCUGCCACUGCUUAUACAAUGCCUCCCAGUGCCUCCUCCACUGUCGUGCCCCCGUCGGCCACAGCUGGCUCUGUACAUCCUGCUGGAGCCUCUGCAGGUUCAGGACCCGGGCAGGGCCUGGGUCAGGGGCAGGGCCUGGGUCAGGGCCAGGGUCAGGGCAUGGGUCAGGGUCAGGGCAUGGGUCAGGGUCAGGGUCAGGGCCAGGGCUAUGGCCAUGGCUAUGGCCAAGGCUAUGGCCAACCUCAGCCAGCAUCAGCCAAUGUCACUCCAGUCAAGGCUAACAAAAUGCCAGUCAUGGUCAGCGCCACAUCAGUCAAUGUGGUACCAGUUCCCAAAGACGUACCAAUGAAGACUGUGACCUAUGACUGGGCACCACCAGUAGCAAACAAGUACAUGGCGGUGCGUUAUAUUGAGCUGCUCCCACCAGAAAAACGUCCAGUGGCUGGUUCAGAAGGAGCUGCUUACCGCCGGCAGCAGAUGGCUCGCCAGCUGCCUGAGCACGACCAAGACCCGUCCAAGUGCCAUGAGCUGAGCCCUGCCGAGGUCAAGCAAAUGCAGCAGUACGUCCGCAAGUACAAGGAUGAGGCCCUGGGAGUUGGAGAUGUUAUGCUGCCUGAAGAGAUGGCUUUGGUUCAGGCAGGAGGCAAGGGUGGAGCUGGUGUUGGGGCCGGAGGAACACCUGCUGCAGGAGGGGCUGGCUUUGGACCUGGAGGUGGCGGUGCUGCUGGUACUGCUCCUGGCGCUGGUGGUGGAGUUGGAGGGGCUGGAUAUGACCCAGCGGUUGGGGUUUCUGGAGCUGGUUCUGUGCCAGGCGGUCCAGUCCCUGGUGCUGGGGCUGGAGUUGGUGGUGCUGGAUCACUUUCAGGGUCUGGGAUUGGACCGUCUGCUGGUUAUGGACCAGCUGGAGGAGCGAUGGGUACUGCUGCCACUGCUGGAGCCAUGGCCGUCCCUGGAGCUCAGCAAGCUGGACUACCUCAGCAAAACUUUUCGUGCCAUCACUGCCAGCAGCCCAUGCGUCAGGGCGAGCCAGCAGUCUACGCUGAGCGGGCUGGCUAUGACAAGCUGUGGCACCCAGCGUGCUUCGUGUGCUUCACCUGCCACGAGCUGCUGGUGGACAUGAUCUACUUCUGGAAGAAAGGCAAUAUGUACUGCGGCCGCCACUACGGAGACAGUGAAAAGCCACGAUGUGGAGGCUGUGAUGAGCUCAUCUUUUGUAACGAGUAUACUCAGGCCGAGGGCCAGAACUGGCAUCUGAAGCACUUCUGCUGUUUUGACUGUGACUGCAUCCUGGCUGGAGAGACGUACGUUAUGGAGAAAGACAAGCCCGUCUGCACACCCUGCUACAUGAAAAACUACGCUGUGAAAUGCUCAUCCUGCCAGAAUGCGGUGGAGCCCGAGGCCCAGAGGGUUUCCUACGGCGAGCACCACUGGCAUGCUGAGCCACAGUGCUUCAAGUGCUCCGGCUGCUCCAAGUGCUUGAUUGGCCAACGCUUCAUGGCAGUGAAGAACUUCCUCGUCUGCUCUGUGGAGUGCAAGAAGAAAAUCACGGCUUAGAGGGACAAAACAAUUCUCUCAUCUUCUCCAUGACCACCAGUGAAACCGGGAUGAGUUCAAUUGAAACUAAACUCAGAGCAGAGAAAACAAACACUGCCUGAUCUCCAAAAGGGCACAGAUGUGUUGUGGUUGUGUUAGCAUAAAAUCAAGUGCCUGGUAUCUGUAGUAUGGAGCUCUGCAGUACCUGAGAAUCAGUCUGGGCCCCUGUUUGACUUUGGAAGACCACAACACAGCUAAAUCUUGAAGUCUCAGAUAGGAUGACUCCCAAACGGCUACUGUCCGGUUCAGUGUACAUCCUUUCGUUUUUGGUUGCUUUUCUUGCACUGUUUGAAUUUACAGAUGAGAUUACCGUUUGUUGUUAAUGCUAUUUUUGUUGCUCCAAACAUAAAUAAGGUACGGUUUAUAACUGUACCACCAUUAAGUGCUUCCUUAAAGCUAAAAAACUACUGAUCUUCUCUAUGCAGUUAUAUCAGCCAGGUAUGAGGCUGACUGAAUUAAAAUAAAAUCAUAUUUGAAAGGAUGUUGCCCCACUAGCAUAUACAUACAGAGUAUCCCAUAUGCACAUGUUUUGAUAUUGGAUGCUUUACUAUGAUGUUGGAUAGAUAGUACUUAGUAUUUAAGGGAACAAAUCAUUGUGAACAGAUUCUAGUAUUAAAAGCCAAAAUUAGUCCUCUCACAUACGUGGUUAAAACAGGCUGGCAAAAUUCAGUGCUGCAAUCUUAACAUGAUCUUUGCAAAUAUAUGGCUACUGUAUUGGUCUGCAUUCGCUUUGAGAAAAAGGCCUCUAGGCUUGAGUAUAAGAAUCGAUAAAUAAAGAUUUCAUGUGACUGACCAGAAUGUCAUGUGUAGUCUGAUGUAAGUCUCCCUUGUGUUACUCACAGGGCCCUGGAUGACACAUAAUACUGUGUUGCAAUAAACUGCACUUUACAAAA